UAUUUCAUCGUCUCUCGGGGUUCUCCACUUCUCCUCCAGACCUCCGCCGGUCUACAGACUACGGCUCGGCCCCUCCCAAUUCCAAUGGCCUCGCCCUACCAGCGCCGCCACCUCCCCUCCUCCUUCCUCGCCCCCGCCGCGGCCCUACUCAUCGCCUUCCUCCUAGCGCCGCUAGCCUCCGCCCAAACGCCAUGGAAGUCCUGCGGCGGGAGCAGCAACUACACCUUGAACAGCACCUACCAGGCCAACAUCCGGCUCCUCUCCACCACCCUACCCAAGAACACCUCCUCGUCGCGGACGCUCUUCGCGACCGAAAGCGUAGGGACCCUGCCGGACAUCGUCUACGCGCUCGCUCUCUGCCGCGGCGACACCAACGCCUCCGCCUGCGGCGACUGCGUCGCCACUGCCUUCCAGGACGCGCAGCAGCUCUGCGCCUACGACAAGGACGCCACCGUCUAUUACGACCCCUGCUUCCUCCGCUUUUCCAACCAGAAUUUCCUCUCCUCUACCGGCGGCGACAACGGCAACCCCCUCAUCCUGACGAACACACAGAACGUGACCGCGCCGGUGAAGGUGUUUAACGAUGCUGUGGGCGUGCUCAUGAACGCCACCGCGGAUUACGCGGCCAGGAACUCCUCCAAGCGGUUCGCCACAGGAGAGGAGGGAUUCGAGACGGUCGACAAGGGAAAACCAAAGAUUUACGGGCUGGCGCAGUGCAGGCCUGACAUGGCAUCCAACGAUUGCCGGAGCUGCCUCGCAAAUAUCAUCCCGUACAUACUCCAAUACAUGAGCGGGAAGCAGGGCGGUAGGAUUCUUGGAAUUCAGUGCAACUACAGGUACGAGCAGUAUCCAUUCUUCACCGGUCCUUCGCUGCUACAGCUCCCGGCGCCUUCCUUGGGGGCAGCUCCAGAGCCAGCGCCGGGGAAUCCAACGCUACCGGUGGCCGGAGGAGCAGGAACAACAAACAGUACUGGCAGGAUUUUAGCAAUCGCACUGCCUAUAGUCGCUGCAAUUUUGGCUGCUGUAAUAUUUUGUCUUUGUCUGUGGAGGAGGAAGAGGAAACCGGCACGAAAGCAAUCACUACCUUAUUCAACCAAUCCAGAGGACAUACAAACUAUCGAUUCACUCAUUCUUGAUCUAGCAACUCUACGAGUCGCAACAGAUAACUUUGACGAAAGCAAUAAACUUGGUGAAGGAGGGUUUGGUGCGGUUUAUAAGGGAAUCCUUGCUGGCGAUGAGGAAAUAGCAGUUAAAAGACUCUCACAAAGUUCUCGACAAGGAAUAGAGGAGCUGAAAAAUGAGCUUGUCUUGGUUGCUAAGCUUCAACACAAGAAUUUAGUGAGACUUGUGGGUGUUUGCUUGGAAGAACAUGAAAAAUUACUUGUGUAUGAAUACAUGCCCAACAAAAGCAUCGACACCAUUCUUUUUGAUUCUGAAAGAAGCAGUCAGCUAGAUUGGGGGAAAAGAUUUAGGAUUAUCAAUGGGAUUGCUCGAGGCUUACAAUAUCUCCAUGAAGAUUCUCAGCUCAAAAUAAUUCAUCGGGACCUUAAAGCAAGCAAUGUUCUGUUAGACAAUGAAUUUAAUCCUAAGAUUUCAGAUUUUGGGUUAGCAAGGCUAUUCGGAAGUGAUCAAUCACAAGAUGUCACGAACCGUGUCGUCGGAACCUAUGGAUACAUGGCCCCAGAGUACGCUAUGCGUGGGAAUUACUCCAUCAAGUCAGAUGUUUUUAGCUUUGGUGUGUUGAUACUAGAAAUUGUCACAGGAAGAAGAAACAGUGGCUCUGAGUCAGAGCAAUCUGUUGACCUCUUAAGUUUGGUAUGGGAGCACUGGACACUGGGAACAAUUCUAGAGAUCAUGGAUUCAUCCAUGACUAACCAUUCUCCUGGAGACCAGAUCCUGAAGUGCAUUCACGUUGGACUUCUUUGUGUUCAAGAGGACCCAGCAGAUAGACCGAUGAUGUCGGUGGUGAAUGUCAUGCUGAGCAGCAGCACCGUCUCUCUCCAAGCUCCAUCUAGGCCAGCAUUCUGCAUCCAAAAGUGGGGUACCAAAGACUCAGACAUACACUCGGAGCCAUACCGAGGAGUUUCGCAGUCCACCAGCAGGUCACCUAUGUCACCAAACGAAGUUUCUAUUACUGAACUUGAGCCGAGAUAAGCCCCAGAUUAUUGUGGAGUCCUUUGUGUGUACCAUUUUGCAAAAAAUAAUGAGGUUUGAUGUAGGGAAAGACCCUACUUCAUGUGUAUUUAUUUACUCAUCCCCUUUGGUAGAUAUUUUAUGAUUUCAAUGGCAGAUUACAAUAGUUGUUGCCUAGUUGGUUGUAUCUGGAUUGUCUAUUUAUUGGGUUACUAAACAUUUAUAAUGCAAUAUCGUACAAUAA
This is a messenger RNA of Brachypodium distachyon (stiff brome), 2377 nucleotides long. Its product is annotated as cysteine-rich receptor-like protein kinase 6. The record is from RefSeq and is a predicted model, not a curated record. The coding region runs from base 85 to 2154 and encodes 689 amino acids. Gene Ontology annotation, biological process: protein phosphorylation. Gene Ontology annotation, molecular function: ATP binding; protein kinase activity. The transcript is spliced from 7 exons. Lineage: Eukaryota; Viridiplantae; Streptophyta; Magnoliopsida; Poales; Poaceae.